AUGUCGAUAACGAACUUUAUGUUGGCGGGUGACCCUCUUUCUCUGGACAGGAUACGAUCAAUCCUCGUCCGCCUCGAGGACACCAUUAUCUUUGAUCUGAUCGAACGAGCCCAGUUCGCUCACAAUCCAAAGAUCUACAUUCGCGGUGCAUUUUCUGAACUCAAGGACUUGGGCUUUGAUGGAAGUUGGCUCGAAUGGUUUCUCAAGGAAACAGAAGUCUUCCAUGCCAAAGCACGUCGUUAUUCCAGCCCCGAUGAAUACCCCUUCUCCUCCGAUCUCCCCGCCCCAGUCUUGCCCCCCCUCGCCUUCCCAAAUAUCCUCUACAAGAACGACAUCAACGUGAACCCCUCCAUACAGUCUUUCUACACCCGCUCCAUCGUCCCUCGCAUAACACGAAGGGCAACUCUCGCUUUGGCAGUCAAGAAACGCGCAAACGGUAUCGUCGGCGAUGACGAGUUCGAAGAUGACGGAAAUUACGGAAGCGCGGCCACAAUAGACGUCGAAAUCCUCCAAGCCAUCAGUAAACGGGUCCACUACGGAAAAUUCGUCUCAGAGUCCAAAUUCGUCGAUAACCCGGCCGCGUUCAUACCCCACAUCCUCAAGCCCAACGGACCAGCCCUGGAGGCUCUCAUAACGAAGCCAGAGGUGGAGAAGAAGCUGCUGCAGAGGCUUCGGAAGAAAGCGGCGACGUAUGCACAGGACUUUGCGGCUGAUGGUGAACUUAUCAAUGGGUCGCAUCUUAAUGGGUCUGCCAAGAUUGAUGUCGAUGGCGUCGUGGAUCUAUAUGAGAGUUACAUCAUUCCGUUGACCAAGGAGGUAGAGGUCGACUACCUGCUGCGCAGGUUGGACGGCAUGUCUCAAGAGGAAAUCGAUAAACUGGCGAAAGGGGAGUAAGAGAAGCUCCCUGUAGCCUUUGGAUGUUCAGAAAUAAUUUACUUAUUCACCUAUUCAACCAUCUUCAAGUUUUCCCCAUAAUUCUUGUACACCAACUUUUACUAGGGUCCCACAUUCGUAGCCACUAACAGAGCUCAUCAAGACGAGUAUGUUCUUGUAACAACAGGUAUCUGCUAAUGAGAGAGCACACUGAGGAAGCAUGGGUACGUACAUGCACAAACACGUCGACAACACACAACACAGGGGAGGGGGAUAAAGAGCAAAGGAGGGGGUAGCAUCCAAUCGGCUAAGAGAUUUGAUCCAAAAAAAAAAGGAAGAGGAAGAAUGUGACAACAUGAAAGAUAUCUGAAAUCAUAGAUCGUACGCAGAACAAACACGCCUCACAGCCUGGCAAAGCAGGGUUGUGACAGAGAAGCUAAGAAGUACAAUGAAACAAAGUAUGAAAUAUGUCAAAAAGACAGACAGGAGAGGAGGGGCGGGGGUAUU
Messenger RNA from Serpula lacrymans var. lacrymans S7.9, 1380 nucleotides. RefSeq lists its product as uncharacterized. The coding region runs from base 1 to 894 and encodes 297 amino acids. Gene Ontology annotation, molecular function: chorismate mutase activity. NCBI's taxonomy places the organism in Eukaryota, Fungi, Basidiomycota, Agaricomycetes, Boletales, Serpulaceae. The transcript is spliced from 6 exons. The record is from RefSeq and is a predicted model, not a curated record. Gene Ontology annotation, biological process: chorismate metabolic process; aromatic amino acid biosynthetic process. Gene Ontology annotation, cellular component: cytoplasm.